AUGGCUGACACAGAUAUGGUAGAGCUGACACAGAACAUUGACCACAUGGACAUCGACCAGGACAGCAAGGAGGCUUGGCCGACCUCUGGCGAGCUCAUCCUGAAAAAGAACGAUCGAGAAUGUCGUUACUGCGCGGUGAAGGGUUACCAGGUCUGGUUCGGUGAUGUGAACGGCCUGUUCAAUCACAUCAUGGCCAAACACGUCCACCCAAAGCGCGGAGACAUGGUCCGCGUUCACCUAGCCUCAUAUAUGCUGACUUCUCGUGGUCUACCACUCGUCAACUAUUCCAACCGCCACUGGAAGAAAAUGACGAAAUCCAAUUCGAAUGCGAAGAUGAAUGCUGCGGCUACGAGAUCUCACACUGCCGCUGCUUCGGCUAUCGCUUCUGAGUCGACCGCUUCUCAGAUGACCGCUUCUGAGACUACGGGCGCUCAGGGCACUACUUCUCAGGCUACGGCCUCCCAGGGUACAAACUCUCAGACUACGGCUAUGGAACUUCAGACUGCGGCUGCGGACCCUCAGACUGCGGCUACGGAACUUCAGACUACGGCUACAGACCCUCAGACUACCGGUUCUCUGGACGCGGAUGCUCAGGUGAUCGGUACUGAAACAGCUGAGGCUGGCGGCGAGCAUAAUGAUAUCCAGCAAGCUAUGAGUGACAUCAUGGCUGCGAUGAAGAAGAUCGAAAAUGACGAGAAGGCACUCGGCCUAAUUAUGCAAGAAGCUUUCUUUCAUCUGUGCCUGCAUUUCCACAACGCCAGAGACGCUCGAGUUCUCGCCGCCGACUACCUCGAUCACUGGGUUGUCUUCUUCGAGGGAUGGAUGGAGGGCUACGAGGGAACUGAUGAGGAAUAG
Messenger RNA from Mytilinidion resinicola, 855 nucleotides. RefSeq lists its product as uncharacterized. The record is from RefSeq and is a predicted model, not a curated record. The transcript is spliced from 2 exons. Bases 1 to 855 code for a protein of 284 amino acids. Lineage: Eukaryota; Fungi; Ascomycota; Dothideomycetes; Mytilinidiales; Mytilinidiaceae.